Rubroshorea leprosula is the source of this 439-nucleotide messenger RNA. The record is from the annotation of a GenBank genome assembly. NCBI's taxonomy places the organism in Eukaryota, Viridiplantae, Streptophyta, Magnoliopsida, Malvales, Dipterocarpaceae.
GUUGAACUAUGAUCACCUCAAACGUGAGAUACUUCCUGAAGUUCUUUCGGGAAAAAAUUAUGAUGUGUGGAUCAUUUGCAUGAAAAACUAUUUAUUAGCACAAAAUCUCUGGGAUGUUAUUGAAUCUAGCCUUGUGCCACCUUCUAGCGAUGAAGAGGCUGUUGCUAAUUGGAGGAGAAAGAAUGCUGAAGCUCUACACGCCCUUCUAGUGUCAUGUGCUCCUAAAGGCUUUUGCUCGGAUAAGGAAAAAUCAGUCAAAGAUGCUUGGAAUACAUUGGCUAAACUAUAUAAAAGAAAGUGUCAAUUGUUAUGUUGCUGUUGCAAUUGAUUUUAUCUUUCCUACUGUGAAAUCCAUUGGGUGUAGUUAAGUGUUAUUUUUUAUAUCUUUUAUAUAUAUAUUCAUAUGGUUUAUUGCAACUAUUAAAUGUAUUUAUUUGCU